ACUAAGUUACUAUUCCAUUCUAUUCUCCUCCUUCAGAAGAAACAGAAGAAUUCUCAACAUGAAGAUGUUCAUCCUUGUUGCCCUUGCCUGCCUUGCAUCUUCUGCCAGCGCUGAGUUUACUUGUGACGAUUGCCUGUCUUUUGCAGGCAAGCUUGGAGGUUACCUCCAGAGUGCUGGAAGCAUCGAGGAGCAAGUUGAGAUUCUUGUUGCUAGUGUCUGUCCUCUUCUUGAUGACCCUGCUGGAUGUGAGACUGGAGUAAGAACUUGGUGGGAGGGAAUUGCUUUGGCCAUGUACCCUGUCUUCCUUGAGGCCAACAGUGUCUGUGGACUUCUUGGAGCAUGUGGACAGAAGAGUGUUGUGAAAGCACCAACCUGUGAUGAAUGUGCUGGUAGUAUCACUACUGUUGCCGGUGUCAUUGAGUCUGAAGCUAAAAUUGCUGAAAUCAUUGAAUUCUUGAAGGGAGAUGGUUUCUGUGUUGGAACCGGAGCUGCUGAGGGAUGUGGUGUCUACAUUGAUGCUUUCAUGCCUGCUGCCAUGCCCGUUCUUGCUUCAGUUCUUACUGAGAGAGCAGAGACUUACUGCUGUGAUCUUUCUGACGAAGGAGUCUGCUGUUAAUUUGCUUUUAGUCAAUGUUUUUAAUAAAUAUUAGUAAACAAA
This is a messenger RNA of Eurytemora carolleeae, 658 nucleotides long. RefSeq lists its product as uncharacterized. Lineage: Eukaryota; Metazoa; Arthropoda; Copepoda; Calanoida; Temoridae. The record is from RefSeq and is a predicted model, not a curated record. The transcript has 5 exons. The coding region runs from base 59 to 616 and encodes 185 amino acids.